Molecule: messenger RNA, 624 nt
Organism: Trichoderma reesei QM6a
Lineage: Eukaryota; Fungi; Ascomycota; Sordariomycetes; Hypocreales; Hypocreaceae
Exons: 3
Coding region: 1-624 (207 amino acids)
Molecular function (GO): protein binding
Source: RefSeq, a predicted model, not a curated record
AUGGCGGCUGCAGAGGAAGAGGAGAAUCAGCACUCCGAGACGCUCCUCUGGGCGAUUCACAUGUGCUUCAACAGCAAGCUUUAUGCAGACGUCAGCAUCCGCCUGGGCGGCGUCGAAAUUCCAGCGCAUGCAAUCGUGCUUUCGGCACAGAGCGAAUACUUCAAGGCAGCGUUGAGGUCUCCCAUGAAAGAGGCCACCGAGAAGAAGUUUGAGUACAAAGAGGGCAGCAUGCAUGCACACUGGAGAGUCUUUGAGUACCUGUACAGAGGAGAGUACUCGGAGGAUCCUGCACCGCCGCUGCUCCCAAUAGCUGACGAUGACGAACUCAUCAAGGACAUUCGCGUCUACCAGUUGGCCGACUACUUUAGAGUCGAGGGGCUAAGGGAAUACGCCUUGCACAAUUUCGAGUCAAAGAUCAAGCACCUCUGGGUCAGCGAGAGCUUUGUCGACUGCAUACGAGAGGUCUAUGGGGCAACCGAUCUGGGUUACGAGAUGAGAAAGGCGAUUCUACAGGUUGUGCGCGGCCACCUGGGGGAGCUGUGGGAGAAGAAGGCCUUUCGCCUGCUAGUCCGCGAGGGAGGCGACUUUCCGAUGGAGAUUAUAAGCGGAUUCAUCAAUAAAUGA